AUGUUGUACCAUUUGAAAGAUGCGGUUCUUGAAGGAGGGAUUCCAUUCAACAAGGCAUUUGGUAUGGACGCUUUCGAGUACCAAGGGGCCGACCCGAGAUUCAACAAAGUGUUCAAUAAUGGAAUGUCCAACCACACGACCAUCGUCAUGACCAAGAUUCUUGAGACCUACAAAGGAUUUGAGGGAUUGUCUUCGUUGGUAGAUGUUGGCGGUGGCAUUGGAGUCACUCUCCGUAUGAUUGUUUCCAAGCACCCACACAUCAAAGGCAUCCUUUAUGAUCUCUCUCAUGUCAUCGAGGAAGCUGCUUCCUAUCCCGGUAUUGAACAUAUUGGGGGAGAUAUGUUUGUGAGUGUCCCUAAAGCAGAUGCCAUCUUCAUGAAGUGGAUAUGUCAUGAUUGGAGCGACCAACACUGUUUGAAAUUCUUGAAGAACUGCUAUGAAGCGCUCCCAGACAACGGGAAAGUGAUAGUGGCGGAAUCAAUACUUCCGGUGGUGCCAGACUCGAGCCUCAUGACAAAAGAAGUUGUGCACAUGGACUGUCUCAUGUUGGCUCACAACCCCGGAGGCAAAGAACGGACCGUGAAGGAGUUUGAGGCGUUGGCCAAAGGUUCGGGCUUCCAAGGCUUCCAAGUUGUCUGCAGAGCCUAUGGUACUCACAUCAUGGAAUUCCUCAAGAAGAUGUGA
Molecule: messenger RNA, 684 nt
Organism: Thlaspi arvense
Lineage: Eukaryota; Viridiplantae; Streptophyta; Magnoliopsida; Brassicales; Brassicaceae
Source: the annotation of a GenBank genome assembly